GGCUCAAUAUUAACGAUACUAAAAUCCCAUGAUGUCUUUCAAGUGAGGUUCAAGAAGAGUUUCCGGUGUAAAAUACGGGGAGAGUGAUAUUAUUUAACGGAUAUGACUCGAAUUUAGUUGUGAAGCAUUAUUUAAAUGUCCAGGGAAGGUUACGGAGAGUCUUUAUCUUUGGAAGACGACGAAAAGGAUUCCAAGGUUAUAACAAAGGAAGAUGUUCGGCUUUCAAGACUUAUAAAGCCAUCGCCACUACAGAAAAGGCUUGAAGAACAGCUUCAAAAGUCGCGUAAGGCACUUAAUGGUUCAAAUGGGACACUCCUAAAAAAUGGGAAAUCCUCAGUAAAAAAUGGUUCUUUAAAGAAUAAUAUGAACUCUGAUGAAAGACCAUUAUUUCAAGCAGAAUCUGACAGUGAUGAAGAAGUAACUGUGACUCAUUAUAGUAAGGCACCAAAUGUAUCUGUAACCCAAAACUCUAAGAAUCUUUCUGAUUGUACCCAACAACUACUAAAGGAUGGUUACAGACUUGAUGAAAUAUCAGAUGAAGAGGACUUAGAUCUUAUACCACCACGGUCAGUUGAUGACAGAUGUCAGUGUUGUGGAGCAGUCACAUGGCAGGGAUGCAUAAUUUCUUGAUUACUAAUAUCUUUCAGUGGACCAAAUUGUUUGAAAACAUGUAAAAAAUUCAGAUGUUAAAUGAAAAGUUUGAAACAAUGUUCUUGGAAUUUACAUGUAGUGAGUCACUGCUUAUCUUCAUGUAACUUCGUCCAAGAGAUCUAUACAAAACCAUUCUUUCUUAUAGAUCCUUAUUUAAUGCAAGUCUUUGUUUUUGUCAUUCUGUCCUAUCAUACUUAUCAAUAAAAUGCAAAACCCCAAGUUAACACUGACGUGGAACAGCUCAUCUCAAUGCGAAUGGUCAACACUAAUUGUCCUGUUCUCCUUUUCAGAACUUGUCUAGACAUUCAUUUUCCCAAGUGAUUUGCGGGGGUUUCAUUAAGGGGGGGGCACUGGGCAAAUUGACUGGUUGUGAGGACGGUUUUGCCCACCUGGUUUGACAAUCUAGAGGAAAGUUUAUCAUGUAAAGAAGUUUACUUCAAAGAGUUUUGCCUGCCUGUAAAAACCAGUUGCCCUCCUGCUGAAACAUUAAUGAAAUCCCUGGAUUUGUCAAAAUUGAAUUGUCUCAAUCUGAAUUUGGAAAUGAAAGUUAAAUAGUGUUAGUAAGAUAUCAAGUAAUAAUCUAUAACACUAUUAUGGGACACUUGGAACUGUGAUACAGUUUUGUUUCCCCAUAUUUUUUUUACACCAUUCAGUGUUAAUUAAGGAUCAUACAGUAAUAGUUUUCUUGUAUUUUACUGCCCCUGUUUACUUGCAUUUGCUGUCAAGGAUAUGAAGAAUUUUAUUUGUAAGGAAAUAAUCAUACUUUAAACUGGAUAAACACCUAUUUAUUGGUAUGUGGAAUAAGGAGUUUUAAAUUAAUGGAAUUCAUUAUCCUUGGUGCAAAGCAAGAAUAAUUAAUAGGCAUGGUUUAAUCAUGUACCUUCAUAACAUUUUACUCAUCAAUUAACUCAUCAAUUACUUACUACUUCCCAGGAGCAUAUAUUUAAGUUAUUUAAUUAAAAGAUUCAGAUCAUAAAAAAUAUGAAAAGAGAACAACCAUCCAGCUUUAAAUGCAUUUUAUUACUGACAAUGACAAAUAAGAAAUCCUAGUUAGAGUUCUAGUUUAGGAAACAUUUUUUCAAAUAAAGGUAACAUUCCACACGUGA
Molecule: messenger RNA, 1757 nt
Organism: Stylophora pistillata
Lineage: Eukaryota; Metazoa; Cnidaria; Anthozoa; Scleractinia; Pocilloporidae
Product: protein FAM219A
Source: RefSeq, a predicted model, not a curated record